Cucurbita maxima (winter squash) is the source of this 2114-nucleotide messenger RNA. Its product is annotated as EH domain-containing protein 1-like. The coding region runs from base 225 to 1868 and encodes 547 amino acids. The record is from RefSeq and is a predicted model, not a curated record. Gene Ontology annotation, cellular component: plasma membrane; cytoplasm; intracellular membrane-bounded organelle. The transcript has 16 exons. Gene Ontology annotation, biological process: endosomal transport; endocytosis. NCBI's taxonomy places the organism in Eukaryota, Viridiplantae, Streptophyta, Magnoliopsida, Cucurbitales, Cucurbitaceae. Gene Ontology annotation, molecular function: protein binding; calcium ion binding; GTP binding.
GUUCCAGUUCCUUCUCCCCUCUCUCUCUCUCUCUCUCUCUCUCUCCUAGGGACGAACCGAAAGGGAGAGAACUCCGGAAUCAAUUCUUAUGCGUUUUGCAUUCAAUUCACCUUCCAUUUUUGUUUCUUUUCGUUAUCUCGGAAUUCGCCUUGAACUGGAAGAACGGAAUCAAGCGGGGAGGAAACAAUUUAAGGGAGGUAACCGCUCUUCUCUGAUCAGCUUUCAUGGAAAUCGCUUCCAAUUCUGCUGGUUCCUGCUCCCGAGAGCAACAGAAGGUUUAUCAAGAAUGGUUUGAUUACGCCGAUUCCGAUGGAGACGGGCGUGUUACGGGGAAUGAUGCUAUUAAGUUCUUUUCUAUGUCCACCUUGCCUCGGCAAGAUCUCAAACAGGUGUGGGCAAUUGCAGAUUCCAAACGGCAAGGAUAUCUUGGGCUCAAUGAGUUCAUUACUGCAAUGCAGCUUGUUUCUUUGGCGCAAUCUGGAGUGGAAGUAACUCAUGAUGUAUUGACUUCUAACAAAGAAGUUGAUUUUCAGAGUUUGAAUCCUCCUAGAAUGGAGGGUCUGGAUGUCAUAUUAGCUAAGAAAGCCAGUAAACGGAAGUCAAAUGACAAUGAGACAAAUGGCAACUCUAAAGGGCAGUCUCCUGCUUCAGCUAGUUGGUUUACAUCGAAGUCAUCUAAAAAGAUACCUCUUUCUUCUGUUACAUCUGUCACUGAUGGUUUGAAAAGGCUGUAUAUCCAGAAGCUGAAGCCCUUAGAAGUUAGUUAUCGAUUUAAUGAUUUUGUUUCCCCGUUACUGACAAAUAGUGACUUCGAUGCUAAACCAAUGGUUAUGCUUUUGGGUCAAUACUCGACUGGUAAAACAACAUUUAUCAAGCAUCUGCUGAAAGGAAGUUAUCCAGGAGCCCACAUUGGACCAGAGCCUACAACUGACAGAUUUGUUGUUGUUAUGUCUGGACCUGAUGAGAGAAGCAUUCCUGGAAAUACGGUUGCCGUCCAAGCAGACAUGCCAUUUAAUGGUCUCACAACAUUUGGAACUUCUUUUCUAUCAAAAUUUGAGUGUUCACAAAUGCCACAUCCUCUGCUAGAACAUAUUACAUUUGUGGAUACUCCUGGAGUUUUGUCUGGAGAAAAGCAACGCACACAGCGAGCUUAUGAGUUCACAUCUGUAACAUCAUGGUUUGCUGCUAAGUGCGAUCUUAUUCUACUUCUAUUUGAUCCCCAUAAACUUGAUAUUAGUGAUGAAUUCAAGCGGGUUAUAUCAUCAUUACGUGGACAUGAUGACAAGAUUCGAGUAGUCUUGAACAAGGCAGACCAAGUUGACACACAACAAUUGAUGAGGGUUUAUGGAGCAUUAAUGUGGUCGCUUGGGAAGGUUCUGAAUACUCCCGAGGUUGUACGUGUGUAUAUGGGAUCGUUUAAUGACAAACCAGUUAACGUAGCUGCUACAGGUCCACUUGGAAAAGAGCUCUUCGAAAAAGAACAGGAAGAUCUUCUAUCUGAUUUGAAGGAUAUACCAAAGAAGGCAUGUGAUCGAAAAAUUAAUGAAUUUGUCAAGCGUGCAAGAGCUGCUAAAAUUCAUGCCUACAUCAUAAGCCAUCUCAGGAAGGAGAUGCCUUCCAUGAUCGGCAAAGCCAAGACCCAACAGCGACUCAUGGACAAUUUGGACGAUGAAUUUGGAAAGGUACAAAAGGAACAUCACUUACCCGCCGGAGAUUUUCCGAACGUGGAACAAUUCCGUGAGACAUUAAGUGGUUACUCCUUCGACAAAUUCGAGAGGUUGAAACCAAAAAUGAUUCAGUCUGUCGACGACAUGUUGGGAUAUGAUGUCCCAGAUCUUUUGAAGAACUUCAGAAAUCCCUAUGACUGAAUGAGCUGGUAAAUUCGAGCUUGAACAUUCAGGUAUACACAGCUCUGCUUUUAUUAACAUUAUUAUUAAUUCAAGGUCUUCUUGAACUUGAAAUGUUUUAACACUAAUAUGAAGUUUUGAUGUAAUGUAUAAUUAUUACUGUAGUCUAGUGAGAAAGCAUUGUUCGCUUUAUUAUUUUCCAUCAGCAUUCAUUCUUUAAAUCAUUUUCUAUUUAAUAAAGCAGUUGGUAUGCAUUAUUUUCUGUUU